Molecule: messenger RNA, 948 nt
Organism: Trametes versicolor FP-101664 SS1
Lineage: Eukaryota; Fungi; Basidiomycota; Agaricomycetes; Polyporales; Polyporaceae
Exons: 4
Coding region: 1-948 (315 amino acids)
Source: RefSeq, a predicted model, not a curated record
AUGGAUGCAUACUUCCAGCGGAAGCUCUGCGGCGACUCUCAGACAGGUCUAGGACGUCCCGGACGCCUCGGACCGCUUCCGCUCGCGAUUUCGAGCUCCCGCAAGGUCGUCACGGCGGACGAGAUCAGCUGCAAUGACGGCGGCGCGAAGUCGCAAGUUUGGAGUCCCCUACCGCGCGAAAUGGACGCGAACGACGCGCUGAGGGAGAUGCUCAAUUUGUCCCCGCGCGUGCACUGCCACCGCGCGCGUCCUCUCCUCCCUCCAUGGCCAGCCCGCGACAGCCACGCGCGCGACUCGCCUACGCACUUCUCAGCUGGCGGCGGAGCUACUUCGCGGCCCAGCGGGGAAACCCCUAGGAGCCACGGCAACAGCUCCUCCAGGCGCACCAAGGACGGUCGUGACGCCCGCGAUGUGUACAGGGAAUACCUCGACGAGCACCACCCGUCUCCCGCUCGUCGUCAACCCACUACCAAGCGCGCAUUGCCUCCGCCUCAACCCAUCUUUGUUCCCGACAGCGAGCUCGACAACGGCAACAACCCGCCCUCGCCGACUGCUGGUGGCCCGGUUUCACCCGGUCUCACGCCCCGUCGUAACAAGUCCAUCAUGCAACGAAUCCGGAAGAUGCGAGAUUCGCCGAAUGUCCCGGUAGGACAGUACGAUGAGGAUGACAGCCGCAGGCGCGAGGCGUCCCCCGGAGGACGCUACGGACGGUCCAAUGGACAAUCGUCGCCGUCGGACGAGGCCUUCGUCUACGUUGACCACAUCCCCAUGCGGAAGGAGAAGUCCCUACCCACUCCUCCCCCGAAAGAUGGCUACACCCCGGCCGAGAACCAGAACGGGUACUUCGACUCCGAGAUGGGUGCCGGCUCAGGCGCCGGUCUCGGCCGGAAGACCAGUCUCAUGAAGAAGGUUCGAGGCGUGGUCAAGGGCGGUGGGCCCUCCAAGUAA